CUUCUCUCUCUCUCUCUCUCUGUUUUACUCUGUUUCUCUCUGCUCUCCCUCUCUUUAUCUCCCAGUUCCACGAAAUUUCUCCGUGUUGCAGCCUUUACUUUUCUUGACUGAUAAAUAGCAUUUUGAGUUAAGAACAUGCAUGUAACUUUCUAUUUGCUUCGUUGAACAUUCAAUGGCAGCAACGGCGCCUACAAGGUGGCUGUACAAGUUGUCGUAGUUGUAUAUAUAUCGUUCACUCUGCCACUGCCGCGUUUGGAUGCCGGAAAAUUCCAUUGAGCAGAAGGAAAACAGAUUGAACCCAUAAGAAACAGAGUGGUGCUGCUUGAACUGUGAGCCCGGGAAGCGCUUACCAGAGCUACCAUGCGGAAAGUUAAAAUUUUGGUUUCGUGUUGUUUCGCCUUUGUUCAUUUCUAGCUUGAAUUGCGCAUGCAUGGCGGACUGUAUGUGCUUUUAUGCUUUAACUGAACCUAAGAGAACCACUUGUUGAGGUAUUUUUAUUGAUCAUUGGGUUCGAAGGCUUCUCUUUUUCCUUUCUUCAAUCCUUAAUUUUCUCAGCAACCGAACAGGGAGCCGUAUUUGCUUUUAUAAUUUCUCGUUCGGGUUAUUUUCCGGCUUGGAUUUUACAUUGAGGGGAGUUUGGUUUGCGAAAUCAAAAAGAUUUCUACGGAAUCGGGAAAGGGAUGCUUGCCCGGAAUAUUUUUGUUGGAUUCGUGAUGUUAGAUUCCCAAGAAUUGAUAGAAGUUUUAUCGAGAUGUUGGUGGUGGGUCUGCUAAACAUUCUAAUGAGGGCAUGAUGGUACUUGGUAGUAGGAGUUCUAAAAAAAGAAAAAAAGAAAAAAAAACAUGGAAGCAUAAUAGGAUUGGCCAAGAAGUGGGGCCUUGUCUGUUCCUCCCCACCAGCCAACCCCGACUAAAGAAAAAAGAGAUUUUGUAUGACGCCGAAUGCUCGGUGAUGCAGCCUCGUCCCAAACUCCUCUCCUUCCACUGCGAUGGCUGAACUUCGGAGCCGACAACGGCCGAAACAGCCACUUGAAAAACCUUCUUGGUCUGGAGUUCACGCUUGCGACCGCCAGAGAUUUCUUCCAAAACAGGUUGUGCGUUGGACUUGGAUUCUAGAAUUGAAAGAUCGGCUAGCACUUCACUGACUUAAACCUCCUCUUUCUUCUCUCCAUUGGUAAAAAGGUGCUGAGGCUUUGGGAUCUUUUAUGCUUCUCGCUCCUCUUUACUGGCGUAAGAGUUAGGCUUCAGAGGUUUCAAAGUGCACAUCCCCAUGACGCAAGCUAGAAUCACAAUCUAGGUGCUCGCAUUCACGGCAUUAUUUGUAGAAGAUCAAGUGAAUAAUCCAGAGUCUAUAGAUUCAUAAGGUGGAGUGACUUCAUGGAAACUAGCCCUUCUUCGUCUUUUCUUCAGAGAGAGAGAGAGAGAGAGAGAGAGAGAGGGAAUGACUUCAGAAAUGGAAGAACACUCACAAGAGAAGAGAGCCAAAGAGGUGAGCUAGAGAUGCAAGCCAAGCUAGGCAAAUGCCCUAGUGAUGCUGCCCCAUCCCCAUCCGUGGCCCAGUCCAGUCAGUUGAAUAUUGGGCCUUGAUUUUUAGCAGGCGAAAAACAAAGUGCAUCCAAUUUAAAGGUCUGACUCCACUUAUUGGGCAGUUGGACAGUGCACAGAAAAUAAGCAGGAUUUAUGGAUAAAUCUGUAAGGUUUCAGGAUAAUAAUUCAGAGAGGUCUCUAGGUUCUGAGCAGCAAUAUUCCACUGAAAAUGGAUUUUCUCCCAGGAUUGGAAGACCAACUGGAAGAUCAGUUGUCAGGAGUAUCUGGAUAGGAUUUGAGAGGUGUUUUGAGAGGAUCAAAAGCUUGAGGAAACCAUCAAGACUUGAUUGUCUAAGUGAUCAACUGGAAAAAGAAUUGGUUCCCAGGAAGAAAAUUCUUGAAUCUCUGAGUGAUCGGCCAGGAAAAGUAUUAACUUUGAGGAAGAAAAUUCUUGAUCCUCAGGGACGAUUUCUUGAGUCUUGGAAUAAAAUAUUUGUAUUCUUGUGUGUGAUUGCGGUGUCCCUGGAUCCACUGUUCUUUUACAUCCCAGUGAUUGAUCAUGAGCAGCAGUGCCUUAGUUCAGACAAGGCGUUAAAGAUAACUGCUUGUGUUCUUCGUUCAUUUACUGAUAUAUUUUAUAUUCUUCAUAUUAUCUUUCAAUUCCAUACUGGGUUUAUUGCUCCUCCAUCUCGAGUUUUUGGAAGAGGUGAAUUAAUAGAAGACCCUCUGGCUAUUGCUAAAAGAUACUUGUUCUCCUACUUCAUAAUUGACAUUCUAUCAAUUCUUCCCCUGCCACAGGUGGUACUUUUAGUCAUCAUCCCCAAACUGAGAGGUCCUGUUCCAUUGGCUACAAAGGACUUGCUGAAGUUUGUAGUUUUCUCCCAGUAUGUGCCAAGAAUUAUUCGGAUUGGCCCAUUAUUGAAAGAAGUAACAAGAACUGCUGGCAUGUUUACUGAAACGGCAUGGGCUGGAGCUGUUUUCAACCUCUUCCUCUAUAUGCUAGCCAGUCAUAUUGUUGGAGCCUCUUGGUACUUGUUCUCAAUAGAGCGAAAAGAUACGUGCUGGAGAGAGGCAUGCAAGAGACCUGUCUGUCACCAUGAAUAUUUAUAUUGUGGAGCAAAGCGACCAGGAGACACUUCAUUUCUAAGUGUUCUAAAUGCUUCUUGCCCUCUUCUUGAACCAGAAAAUAUUAAAGAUCGGAAUGUCUUCAACUUUGGAAUGUUCUUUGAGGCUCUUCAUUCUCGCAUUAUAGAAUCAGAAGAUUUUCCAAAAAAAUUCUUCUUCUGCUUUUGGUGGGGCUUGCGAAAUCUUAGUUCUCUUGGCCAAAACAUCAAAACAAGCACUUUUGUUGAGGAAAAAAUCAUUUCCAUUUUCAUUUGUGUCUUUGGACUGUUUCUGUUUGCAUCACUUAUUGGCAAUAUGCAGAAACAUAUCCAGACCAACUCUGUUAGGGUGGAAGAGAUGAGAGUGAAAAAGCAGGAUGCAGAAAAGUGGAUGUCUCAUCGGUCACUGCCUGACCACCUCAGGCAGCGUAUUAGGCAACAUGAACAGUACAAAUGGCAAGAAACUAGAGGUGUAGAGGAAGAAACCCUGAUUCGUGGUCUUCCUAAAGACCUCAGGAGGGAUAUUAAGCGUCAUCUGUGCUUGGAUCUACUCAUGAGAGUUCCCAUGUUCGAAAAAAUGGAUGAAAGACUAUUAGAUGCAUUGUGUCAUCGCCUCAAGCCAGUUCUUUACACAGAAAGGAGCUUCAUACUCCGUGAAGGGGAUCCAGUUGAUGAGAUGCUUUUUGUGAUGCGAGGCAAUCUCUUGACUAUGACAACUGAUGGUGGAAGAACUGGUUUCUUCAAUUCUGUCCAUCUAAAGGCUGGUGACUUCUGUGGAGAAGAGCUUCUUACAUGGGCCUUAGAUCCCCACUCCUCCUCAAAUCUCCCCAUCUCUACAAGAACAGUGGAAGCUCUCACCGCAGUUGAAGCAUUUGCUCUAAUGGCUGAUGACCUGAAGUUUGUGGCGUCCCAGUACCGGCGUCUCCAUAGCAAGAAGCUCCAGCACAUCUUCAGAUUCUACUCACAGCAGUGGAGGGCAUGGGCAGCCUGUUUCAUACAAGCAGCUUGGCGCCGGCAUUGCAAGAGGAAGCAUGAUAAUUCUUUCCACGAGGAGGAAGAUUGGCUGCAGGAUGCUUUGGCAGAAGAGACUGGAGCUUCCCCAAGCCUUGGAGCCACUAUUUUUGCAUCAAGAUUUGCAGCAAAUGCAUUGCGAACUUUGCGGCGCAAGAGUGUACGCAGUAAUAGAGUGCCUCAGAGAUUACUGCCACUGUUGCCUCCGAAACCAGCUGAGCCUGAUUUUACCUCUGAAGAAAAUCAUUAGUAAGGUGUAAUACUUACCUUUCUUGAGGCUAUCUUUCAUAUGUAAGCCUACUUUCAGAGGUUCUGUAUAUAGUACCUAUAUGUGGUGUAAAUCAAACUUCCUCCCUCUGUAUUUUUAGUUAAAUAUUGUGCUCAGAACCUAAGUAAACAUUCUUCUUAGAUUGUAUAGAAAAGCACUGCAGUUGUCUGGACCA
Malania oleifera is the source of this 4083-nucleotide messenger RNA. RefSeq names its product cyclic nucleotide-gated ion channel 1-like. The record is from RefSeq and is a predicted model, not a curated record. Gene Ontology annotation, biological process: transmembrane transport; monoatomic ion transport. Gene Ontology annotation, molecular function: monoatomic ion channel activity. The transcript has 11 exons. Bases 1680 to 3890 code for a protein of 736 amino acids. NCBI's taxonomy places the organism in Eukaryota, Viridiplantae, Streptophyta, Magnoliopsida, Santalales, Ximeniaceae. Gene Ontology annotation, cellular component: membrane.